AAUAAAAAACGUCCAUCUGUGACUUAAAACUGUUAAAUCAGUAGGGUUUUAGCAAAAGCAUAGGGAGAAGAAAAUGGCAACACAUUGCAAAUUCUGGCUCCCCAAGAAGAGGAGAUUUUGUGCUAAUUCCCCUCUCCUCGAUUCUCCAUUCUGCGGCAACCACACGCAGAGAUCCGACGCUCAGUGGAUUCCAUGCCCAAUCGAUCCUUCUCACUCCGUGCUUGAGGAAAAUCUCGAGACUCACUUAAACCGAUGCCCGUUGCUGACACAAACGCAAUCCCUCUCUCGCCAACCCUUCUAUCAAAAGGGGAUUAAUGCCGGAUCAGACGAUGAUGAAGAGAAAUCGAAAUCUGAUUCGAGUUUCACAUCGGAGAUGAAAAGGAAUGCCGUCUAUUCAAUGGCUGUGCCCUAUUUUUUGGAUUUGAUUGCUAAAAUCAAGUCCGUACAUGCAUCAGUAUGCAGCACCAUUCCUGAUUCCUACAGGAUUCCUGAAGCUUGUAGCAUUUGGACUAACAGAGAAGUUGACAAGAAACUCCCUUAUAAGGAGAAACAUGUGCUGCAACAGGCAUCAAUUCUUGGGAAUUUAGAAAAUUUUGGGGUGUUGAAGGAGACUUGCUUGAUUUCUGGUGAAAUAAAUGAGGAGAAGGAUUGUAAGAAAGAGUUUGAGAGGGAGAGGGAUAGUGAUGUUCCUGCUGUGGUCGAGUUUGGUGCCGGAAGGGGGUAUUUGACACAAGUUCUAGCGGAUUGUUAUGGGAUCAAGAAGGUGUUGUUGGUGGAACGGAAGUCGUAUAAGUUGAAAGCUGAUCGGAGUUUGCGACAGAAAGAGAGUUUAGUGUUAGAGAGGUUGAGAAUCGACAUUGAGGAUCUAGAUUUGAAUGGCGUAGAAUCAUUAAAAGGAGUUGGCUACAUUGCAAUCGGCAAACAUCUUUGUGGGCCUGCAACAGAUAUGACCUUAAGAUGUUGCAUUCGCCAACAUUCAGAAGAAAACGGAGCUUUUGAGUCCCAAGCAAGUUACCUAAGAGGUGUAGCUAUUGCUACAUGUUGCCAUCAUCUUUGCCAGUGGAAAAGCUACAUCAGUAAGAAAUACAUAUCAGAUAUGGGCUUCACCAAGGAUGAUUUUCAUGCGAUUACAUGGUUUACCAGCUGGGCUGUGGAUGCAGAUCAUGGCUCGGAUUUUGCUGUCAUAGAUUUCUCUACUCAACUUGAGAUCAUGACUGAAAAGAAAGAUUUCUUGCUCGACUCAAAAUCAUGCAAAGUCGAGGAUAUAGUGAAAAAUAUGCAGGCAAUUGAUCGCGCAGUGCUGGGCUACAUGUGCAAGGAUAUCAUCGAUGCUGCAAGACUUAUGUGGGUGAAGGAGCAAGGUCUAAAAUGCGAGCUUGUGAAGUAUGUCCCCAUCACCAUUUCUCCUGAAAACCGCGUCUUGAUGGCUAAGUAGAGUAUCUAUACAUCGCUUUGGUGUUGACCGCUUAUUGUCUGAUUAUAAAGCGGCUUCACUCUGCCUAUUCCAUCAAUGUUCUUUCACUGGCUCAUUUAGAAGAUAGAGUAACUAUCAAACAGGCUAAUUGUUGUGCAUUAAUCAUUAUCUUGCCCGAAAACACGAAUCUCCAGAAAGCAGAAAGAGACGUACGGAGUAUAAAUUAUCCAUUUCAUACCCCUGCAA
This is a messenger RNA of Salvia hispanica, 1660 nucleotides long. RefSeq names its product methyltransferase. Gene Ontology annotation, biological process: tRNA methylation. Lineage: Eukaryota; Viridiplantae; Streptophyta; Magnoliopsida; Lamiales; Lamiaceae. The record is from RefSeq and is a predicted model, not a curated record.